This is a messenger RNA of Pieris napi, 4270 nucleotides long. It is a transcript of the gene ksr, whose product is annotated as kinase suppressor of Ras 2. The record is from RefSeq and is a predicted model, not a curated record. Gene Ontology annotation, molecular function: ATP binding; protein kinase activity. The transcript is spliced from 18 exons. NCBI's taxonomy places the organism in Eukaryota, Metazoa, Arthropoda, Insecta, Lepidoptera, Pieridae. Bases 171 to 2669 code for a protein of 832 amino acids. Gene Ontology annotation, biological process: protein phosphorylation.
CGUUCAUUGUCAUAGAGAAGAAUAUAGAUUUUGUUCGGACAUGGCCGCGGUUUCGGCGAUACAACACUUGCAAUGUUUUGUAUAUUCAUAUUCAUUUUUUAUAAUGAAUAAGGUAUUUUAUACUAACAAGUAGUGUUUAGUUAUUUGUGUAUAGUGCUGUGAUAUUUGUAAUGGAUGCAGAGAACGGAUAUGAAUUUAAAAGUGAUGCAAUUCAGAUGAUUGAGACCAUUCAGUCAAUGAUAGACGUUUCGGCUGAUAGACUGGAAGGAUUGAGGACACAAUGCUCGACCAGCGCAGAACUGACGCAGCAGGAGAUCCGGACUCUGGAGGGUAAACUAGUGAAGCACUUUUCCCGACAAUUGGUGAUAAAAGCUAAUUUCGGUGAAGAGUUGCAGGGGGAACUUCGUGAUGUGCCCAGUUUGAGGCAGUGGCUUCGAGUUGUAGGCUUAAGCGUGGAUGCUAUUGAGGCCGUAUGUUCGCGCGUAUCAUCGCUUGAAGCCCUACGCGAUAGGUCAGAACAUGAAUUGCGGGCGAUUUUGUGCGGUGCUAGAGAUGAGGAAGUUCGCCGUUUGGGGCGGGCGAUGCAAAGGCUGCGAAGCUAUACAGAGGCCUUAGCACGUGGAGAUGGUGGUGUAGACUUACCCUUAUACUGGGACAGUUGGGAACAGAGACAUGGAAGAGGGUCGCCACGAGCAAGGGAAGACCGAAAUCACAAGAAGAACGCUAAAAUACAAGGGAAUGGUGGUAAAUCACCAACAACCCCAGUGGGCAAGCGCAAGCAGAACUCUCAUCUACCGGCACCUGAUGCACUGACAAAAUCGCGAUCACACGAAUCGCAACUCUCUGUUAAACCUGAUGCCUCAGACCACAGCGACAACAGUCAGUCAUCAGCAGUUGGCAACACCGAAGGCUCUCCCCCGGCCUCACCGAGGGAACCAGAAAUCGAAUACACGCAGAGAAAUAAUAACACGCACCAUGGAAGUCCGAAUGUGGGAAUGGGCGGUCCCCGCUCACCCCGCGUGGGUAACACAGCCCCCAUGGGCCCUGUCAGCGUGGGCGGCUGCAUGGCCCACGAUAUAGCCCACCGCUUCACUAAGACUUUCAAUAUGAUAGCGACAUGCGAUUUCUGCGAUAAGCAGAUGCUCUUCGGAUCCGGUCUCAAGUGCAAGGAGUGCAAGUUUAAGUGUCAUAGAGACUGUGAGAGCAAGGUGCCGCCAUCUUGCGGGCUGCCGCAGGCUUUUGUGAACGCUUUCAAGGAGAAGUUUCACAAAGACGGUAAGAAGUACAGGUUAUUUAAAGGUGGUUACUACAUUCCGUCUCCGAGUGCGGGUCGUGGCGUUGUGACGUCAGUGACGCCCACAAGACGAGUGCGACCGCCUGCCCAGCAUCAUCACUCGGGCAACCCAGAUUCUUCGUCGACAAAUUCUUCAUGCAACAGUUCCACCCCGUCCUCCCCCGCCCUUGCCCCUGCACCCCCCACCCCGCAGAGCCAUCAUCAUUAUCAGCUCAAUGCGGGUCGGAGGUUUCACUUUCCCGAUGUUAAACCGGCGAUAUCAAGUCCAAACCACACGUCAGCAGUCCAGUCUCCCGCGAGGACCACGACCGAUAGUAAACAGGACCUUACAGCUAGUAUAAGAAGUGAUGGUUCGGGCCGCGUGUCCCUCAGCGGUUCCGGAUCGACUGACAGUAGUGGACCUGGGAGAGAUAACUCCGUAGACCUUCCCUCACACGAUGACAGAUGGCCAAGACAGAAUAGUUUAUCAAUGAAAGAAUGGGAUAUACCAUACGACGAAUUGAAACUAUACGAAGUAAUAGGGGCCGGGCGAUUCGGUACUGUGUACCGAGGGAGUUGGCACGGCGCUGUAGCGGUCAAAGUCUUGCACGUGCACGCACUGAACGAUCACUGUGCGCCGUUAGAUACGUUUAAACAUGAGGUGGCAACAUUCCGUAAAACGAGACACGAAAACCUAGUACUAUUCAUGGGUGCGUGUAUGAAACCGCCACGGCUCGCAAUAGUGACAUCAUUGUGCAAAGGGAUGACGUUGUAUACCCACAUUCAUUUAAGGAAAGAUAAAUUUACAGCAAACAAGAGUGUAUUAGUUGCACAACAGAUAUCACAGGGUAUGGGCUAUUUGCACGCGAGAGGCAUUAUCCACAAAGACCUGAAGACGAAGAACAUCUUUCUGGAGAACGGGAAAGUGGUCAUCACGGAUUUUGGGUUAUUUAGUGUCACCAAAUUGUGCUUUGGGAAUAAUGCCCGUGGAGACAGCUUGGGUAUUCCGUCAGGCUGGCUCUGUUACUUGGCACCGGAAUUGGUUCGCGCGUUACGACCUCACGCCUCACUUCAUCUACCUUUCUCCAAGCAGACGGACGUGUACGCGUUUGGUACGGUCUGGUAUGAAUUGUUAUGCGGGGAAUACCCGUUUAAGGGUCAGCCUGCUGAAGCUAUUAUUUGGCAAGUGGGCAAAGGGGCGAAACAAUCGCUUGCCAAUAUGCAGGCUUCUAGGGAUAUUAAGGAUAUCCUAAUGCUCUGCUGGUCGUAUAGAGAAAGCGAGCGACCGGAUUUCCCUCACUUAUUAUCAACACUAGAAAAGCUUCCUCGAAAGCGUCUAGCUCGCUCUCCCUCACACCCGGUACAUCUGUCUCGCUCGGCCGAUUCCGUUUUCUGAGAAAGGCUGGCGGGCGCGCUUUGUGUAAGGCCCUAACCAAAUUUAUAACCUUCUUUAUAUGUGAUAUCGCCCUGGUCCUUCUACAAUCCCUUAUUCAGACUGAUUUUAACUGAAGUAAUCAUCUCUUUCUGUCAAAUUGUGAUACGCUGUGAUGAAAAGGGAUAGUUUAAUACUUAAGUAAAAAUGAUGCAAUAAUUAGACUGAUCAUUUUUUAAUUGACAAAAGAGUCUUUAUAUUAUUAUUUUGACUAUAACUCGAGAAAAGCACUGCUCUGUUGUGUCACUGUUCGUUUUGUUCAGGUUAGUUAACUUUGUCUGACCAAAAUAUUUUUUUAUUCACUGGCAAUCAAAUCCAGACACAAAAACCAGUGGGGAAGCAAUUAUAGAAAAAUAUUUGUUAUUCAAAGAUGAUAAGUUAAGUCCUUAUUUGAAUGGAUUUUACCGACCCUUAUCAAGAGAUACUUUUGUGGUUCCUAAAUAAUUUUAUGUUUAAGUAUAUCAUUCUUGUGUUAUGUUUUAUGGGUAAGCCCUUGUCUAAUUGUUACAUCAAGUGGUUGAACCAUAGAUAUACGGAAUAUUUUUAUUUAUUCUUUAUGUCUAUGGAUUAUACAGACUACUAGCCUUAUUCACAUACUUAACUUAUUCUACGGUUAUUUUUUAAGCCAAGCCUGAAUUUUUUGAGUAAUAUAUGCUAUUUAUAAACUCUACAAUUAUGUAGUAUUUUGGAAACCAGGCUAUAAGCUACUUGUGACAAUUUAGCUCCACAUCCUUAGACACACAAGAAAAUUGCUUAUUUUAUUAAUUCAUAAAAAUAUGACCAUUUAUAUUAUGUAUGAGAACAAGGCCAGUGCACAUUAAACCACAUUCAAUUGGUAGAAUUAGGACCAUUUACUACAUAGAAAAACCUAUGUAUUAAAAUUAUCGCAUUAUAAAAAAAUUUGGUAUAUAAUCAAAGUUUGUUGGGGAUUCUAAUAACACAAAGCGCGACGCAACUUGGACUUUUAUGAAUAUAUCUGUAUAUAGACGAUUUUGGUAAUGAAUAACGAUAAUGUAUAUACUUUGGACUAAUAUCAUAUCUUUAGGUAAACGGGUAUUCGCUACUUACAUGAGUUGUAUGUUCUGAUCUCUACAAAUUUAUUUUUACUGUGAGUUAAUUUUAACUGUAACUGUAAAUAAUAUAUAGAGAUCUAAUUAAGUAUGCAAAUUUCUCAUUUUAUUAUUAAAUCCGAAUUACACUUAUUUAACAGGAAUAAUCAACAAUUUUCGCUUACACCUUGAAUUGUGUCCCUUUAAAAGAAUAUUGAUAAUUGUAAAUAUAAGUUGUCAUAAAGUAUUUUGACUUGUUCAAUAAAUCUUUUGAAUGUAUUUUCUAUGUAAAUAUGGUAUGCAUUAUUGUAAAAAUAAUAUAAGUAUUAUUUAUUUUUCUACAUUUUCGGUUAAGGGGACGUUCAAAUAUUACGUAAUGCGUAAGGUGACCGUCAACAGUAAUUAUUAACUUUUUUACACAUAUUACUCACACAUUGUCUAUGCUUGGAUGCGAAAUGCAUUUUCGAGGAUUCCUACAAAAAAUUAAUACAUACUAUUAUUUUGGAGAACUUUGCU